This is a messenger RNA of Haliaeetus leucocephalus (bald eagle), 462 nucleotides long. It is a transcript of the gene PPP1R27, whose product is annotated as protein phosphatase 1, regulatory subunit 27. The transcript has 3 exons. Bases 1 to 462 code for a protein of 153 amino acids. NCBI's taxonomy places the organism in Eukaryota, Metazoa, Chordata, Aves, Accipitriformes, Accipitridae. Gene Ontology annotation, molecular function: phosphatase binding. The record is from RefSeq and is a predicted model, not a curated record.
AUGAAGGACUAUUACCCAGCCUCAAUGCCCCGGUACAGUCGGUACGCCCGGAGACUGAGAGCCUCACGCACUGUGCACUUCCCCAAUGAUGUCGUCUUUCAGGACCACAUCAGGCAGGGGGACCUGGAGCAGGUGGGCAGAUUCAUACGUGCCAGGAAGGUGACGCUGGACACCAUCUACCCUUCUGGCAUGGCAGCCCUCCACGAAGCUGUGCUUACUGGAAACCUGGACUGUGUCAAGCUCCUGGUCAAAUAUGGCGCAGACAUCCACCAGAAAGAUGAGAACGGGUGGACACCCCUGCACAUGGCCUGCAGCGAUGGCUACGCUGACAUAGCCAGGUACCUCAUCUCCCUGGGGGCCAGCCUGGAGGCUACCACCGACGCCGGGGAGAAGCCCUCGGACCUCAUCGACCCCGAGUACAAGGACCUGGUGGAGCUCUUCCAAGCCACCACGAUGGACUGA